This is a messenger RNA of Cloeon dipterum, 2996 nucleotides long. RefSeq names its product bifunctional 3'-5' exonuclease/ATP-dependent helicase WRN-like. The coding region runs from base 6 to 2936 and encodes 976 amino acids. The transcript is spliced from 16 exons. Gene Ontology annotation, biological process: double-strand break repair via homologous recombination; telomere maintenance; DNA replication. Gene Ontology annotation, cellular component: cytoplasm; nucleoplasm; nucleus. NCBI's taxonomy places the organism in Eukaryota, Metazoa, Arthropoda, Insecta, Ephemeroptera, Baetidae. Gene Ontology annotation, molecular function: four-way junction helicase activity; 3'-5' DNA helicase activity; ATP binding. The record is from RefSeq and is a predicted model, not a curated record.
GAAGCAUGGCAACUGAUUGCGCAGUUGCACCUACACCUGCGCAUUUAAAAUCAUUAAAAAAAUACUUUGGCCACAGUGCAUUUCGUCCGCUGCAAUGGAAAAUUAUCUCCACUGUCUUGGAGGAGAAAAGAGACAGUUGUGUGGUAAUGUCAACAGGCUAUGGCAAAAGUCUUUGCUACCAAUUCCCACCUGUCUACUCUGAAGGAGUUGCAAUCGUGAUUUCUCCUUUGAUUGCCUUGAUGGAAGACCAGGUCCUUGGACUGAAAGAAUCAAACAUUCCUGCGUGCUUGCUCGGCUCUGCCCAGACAUCUUAUGAGAGCACCAGCUAUGAAAUCUUGAAUGGCUUGCACCGUUUGGUGUACAUGUCACCUGAAUUUUGCUCUGGGGAUUCUGGGCAGUUCAUGUUGAAAAAAAUGGCUGCUCAGCUGAACAUUGCGUUGAUUGCCAUCGAUGAGGCUCACUGCGUCAGUCAGUGGGGCCAUGAUUUUCGCCCUUCCUACAGGUCUCUUGGAUCUCUGAAAACUAUCUUUCCGAAAGUGCCAUUCCUCGCCCUGACGGCCACAGCGACACCGCAAAUUCGUAGAGAUAUCUGUCUUUCGCUGAAAUUACGCGAUCCGAGCAUGGUGUGCUCUGGUUUUGACCGUCCAAACUUGUUCCUUGCUGUUGACUUGAAAUCCGGCAACAUUGCUGAUGACAUGAAGUCCUUGGCCAUCAAGGAAGGUUCCAACUACAGAUUUGACGGCUCCACCAUCAUCUACUGCCCGACCAAGAAAGAGACUGAAGCUGUGACACAAGCCCUUGAGAUGAUGAAUGUGUCCUGUGGAACCUAUCAUGCUGGGCUCUCUAUGUCUAGAAGGAAAGAGACUCACCAGAACUUUGUCAGGGAUAAAAUCCAGGUUGUGGUGGCCACAGUUGCAUUUGGAAUGGGCAUCGAUAAGCCAGAUGUGCGGCGUAUCAUUCACUAUGGUGCUCCGAAGGACAUUGAGUCUUACUACCAAGAAAUUGGGAGAGCAGGUCGUGAUGGCCUACCUUCCUUUUGCCAGGUGCUCUAUGCUAGCAAAGACUUCAGGAUCAACCAGUUCUUCCUCCAGGACAUUACAAAUCCAACUCACAAAAAGCACAAAGAAGAAAUGAUGGCAGAGAUGACCAGAUAUUUGGAGAACGGUAAAGCUUGCAGGCGCCAAACACUGCUUACGCAUUUCGAAGGAAAGUCGCUGAAUCUGGAUCGCAAUGAAGAGUGCUGCGACAACUGCCUCAGGAUCCUGAAAUGCAAGGAUCCUGCAAAGAAAGGAGCGUCCACUGAUGAUUAUGAUUUUGCGAAAGAUGCCAAAAUCUUCAUCGAUGCUGUCCAGGACGCCAACGGACAAAGCAGCCUGACAAAUGUGGUCCUCAUCUUGCGAGGUUCCAACAACAAAAAAUUGAAUGAAAGAAGCAAGAAGAGCUCUUCAUAUGGUAAAGGCAAACACAGACCAGAAAUUUGGUGGAAAAGCCUUGGAAACCUUUUGAUGCGAGAGAGGUACGUCGACAUGGUGACUAAAAAUUGUUUCGGAGACAUGCAAAAGUUUCCUGUCACGUUCCUUGAGGUGGCCAACAAGGGCACUCAGUUUUUGAUGAACUUCAAUGAAAAUCCUUCAAUGCAGCUGCUUAUGGAGCCACCCAGGGACAUUAAACUGAUUUUGCAGCAGGAGAAAGAGAAGAAGAAAAGAAUGGAGACAAUGUCCUUUGCUCCUCUGAGCCGAGACAGAACAGAGACAAUGCCCUUCGCUUCUCUGAGUCAAGACGAUGAUGAUGAACUUGCGCGUGACCUAGAGAAGUUCAGGUACAACCGGAACUUCAUGGCUGUUGCCCAAUCAGCCCACAAAUCUGAUCCUGUGAGCAACGAAGAGCUUCGAUUGGAGAGAGUGCUGUAUGACGAACUGAUCAGGCUGAGGGGUGACUUGGCCAGGGAUUCAGAUGCAAUGCCGUACAACAUUUCCAAUGAUAAAACGCUCACUCUGCUUGCACAUCAGAGACCAAUAACUUUAGAAGACUUGAAACAAGUCGAAGGGUUAAAAGAGGCGACAGUCGUGAAGUACGGAGAGGCCUUUAUUAGUUGCAUCAAGAACUUUUGUUCCAAGAACAAUCUGAAGAUGGACAGUGAAAAGGCUGCCCUGCCAAAACCUGCUCCUGCAUUUGAUGUGGAGACCCAGAAGCAAUUGAUCAUUGAUACAUAUAAGAACCUUGGGAACGCGUUGACCUCUAAGCUCGAGUAUCUAAAAGAAAAGCCUCGCACAUCAUACAUUGGAUUCCAGCUUCUGGGAAUGAGCUUGAACGAGCUGGAGGUGAUUAGGGGAGUAAAAAGCUCCACCAUUGUCAAUGAUUUAGUAUUAGCAAUCAAGCUGGGCCUGCCCCUUGAAUUGGAAAAAUUGGGUCUCACCCAUUCAGACUACAAGCAAGUAAUCAGCGCUUCCAAGAAAAUUACCACAGAAGAGAGAAGACUGACCGCUAUCAAGGAAUUGUGUGGCCCUGACAUCACCUUUGAGAAAGUCAACCUUUCCCUCGCCAUUCAAAGCUAUGAAAGUUCCACAGGCGAUAGAGGAAAAUAUUUUCCAGAAACUGCAUCAAACAUUUCACAAGUAUCAGGAGCACUGCAAGCUGCAGGUUCAACCUCAGCAUUGUACAGUGAAGAUUCCACUCCGACAAAAAAGCCCAAACUAGAUCCAAAACCUGUAGAGGUGCAGAGCAAACUUGCAAAGCCUACCUCGUCGAGAGUUACAUCCCAGAGUUCUGCUGAUUUCUUUGACUCUGACAGUGAUGAUGACUUCUGUGAAGCUGCUGAUGAACUUGAGAAAUCAUUUGAAGACCAGAAAUUCACUCAACUCACGCAAGAUUUGCCAUCCUCCCUGGGCACAAAGAAAAUCCGUAAGAUCUUCUCAAGUUCAAAAGCUAAAAUUUAAGGCGAUUAAUGUUGCUACACGUUUUAACAGGAAAUAAAUAGUAGUUAUUUUUUUAUUUGA